This is a messenger RNA of Sander lucioperca (pikeperch), 2547 nucleotides long. It is a transcript of the gene c11h19orf44, whose product is annotated as chromosome 11 C19orf44 homolog. The coding region runs from base 253 to 2418 and encodes 721 amino acids. The record is from RefSeq and is a predicted model, not a curated record. The transcript has 10 exons. NCBI's taxonomy places the organism in Eukaryota, Metazoa, Chordata, Actinopteri, Perciformes, Percidae.
AGAAAGCUGUGAUGUCUUAAAACAAAACACACCGAAAAGCGGAGGUACGCGACCUGAACCUGGCAACACGAGCAAUUAUAGUAACCUAACGUUAAUUCAUUAUUUUGUAGUAGGCAAUGAAUGGCCUCAAAAUUAAUCUAUGAACCGCUUUUUUUAAAGUGCACCGUAUGUAACGUUAGUUAGCUUAGCUAACUAGCUGACGCUACUGUAUCCAACGCAGGAUAAAACAGCCCCAAGUCCCAAAGUUUAAAGAUGUGGAAACGAGGCGGUCGAAGCUUCGCUCUGGACCGAGCUCAAGCACUGCUCUCUGCCAAGAGGAACAGCAGAGAAGGCGUUAAGUCUGUGCAGGGAGCUACAGUACAUACAGUGAGUGCUGUGGAAACCAGAUUUUCUUCCUCAAAUACACACCCUUCAUUCUCAGAUCUGAGUGAUCUGUCCUCAGUCAGCUCAGCUCCUGAGCAUGGAGCUGACACCUUGGGCUCUGCUGCUGCGAAGACCCAGAGAAGAGAGGGCGAUUCUACCAAGGAUCUCAGACCUCAGAGCUCUCUGGGUGGAGGAGGGAGCAGGUUCUUAAAGAAGGCUCCACCACCUGCAACCAACAGCAGCCAGUCACCUGUCAGCAAAAGCCAAAUGCAGCAGGUGCCUAAACACAGAAAAGUGUCAUCUUCCCAGCAAGGAUCCCAGACUGCUGCUUUGAGUAGACUGGCUCAAGUUGAGAGCCAUAUCCACAGCGGCAAGCAGGUUCAGGAACAUGCCAGACAGGGGCAAAAACCUGCUGAGAAUCUAACCUCAGAUGUGGGAAUCUCACCACCACCAGUCGCCCACUCCCUGGAGGACCCUGUGCAACUCUCAGCACAGUCCAGCAGUGACACAAGUCUGAAGGGGAAACGUUUCUUUAAGAACGUGACGGCUGUAGCUGUUAACAAUAGUAAUACUGCUGCUCCAAAAGAAGCAGAUUUUGGUGUCCGGUCCAGGUCCAGAGCAGCUGAUGCCGUAGUUCCUUCGGGAGGUUUGGCGACAAAGUCAAUAAGAGCAGUGAGUGGUGUGAGUCUGGAAAUUGAUGAAGAGGACAUGAAGAAACUGCUUGGAGACUCGUUGGAUUCAAUAGACAACAAUUUCUUAAUUCCAGGGAGACCUUCUUUCAUAAGGAGAGCAGACAAGCUGUUGAGCAAAAGCAGCCAGAAGGUCUACUCCUCACCUCUUCCCACUACUUUCCCUCCCUCAUCAUCCCCUAACACAGCACCACCCCACUCUCCUGCCUCUCCUUCUCGCCACAGUUCUCCUUUCCGAUUCAUCGGUCAGGCUCACUUCAGCCCCUCUGUGCUCUCCCUAUCCCCCUCUCCUCCCUGUGUCUCCCCAUCUCCUCUGAGACUGAACUCCCCUCACAGGAUGGGGAGUCCACAGCGUUCCCUCUCGUCCAUGUCAGGCCGUGAUGAGGUGCUUUCUCUGGAGGAGCUCUUCUUGGUUGGACCUGGCUCUGAAGAUCCCCACAGUGAAAUAAGUGCAGUUACCUCUGAAGACUUCAAAAUAAAUGUGGUGACAUUAGACGACCUUGUCCCUGCUACCCUUGAAAUUACUGAGGAAACACCAGGAAAGGAGAGAGAAGUCAAACACAGCGUCCCUCUUCUUGGAUCCCCUAACAGACAUCAACAGCAGCUACGAUAUAAGGAGAAGAAAGAGGAGCAGCAGGAGGGCGCAUUGGACUACCAAAGUGACUUCGAGAGUGAGAGCAGGACAGAGUCAAAAUACAGUGUCAACCAGAUUUCAGAGCACUUGCAAGAAGAUGGAGAUGAAGAGAAGGUGGUACUAGAGGUCAGAGAGGAGGAUUCAGAUGUGUCCUGUGAGAGGACCGAAGAUAAUUACUCAAGCACUUUCUCAGACACAAGUCGCUCCUGCACCUCACAGACCCCAGAUCACAGUCAAACACGCAGAAGCAGGGACUCCAGAUUCUCUGUAUCACAUGACAGCCUGAACCUAACUCGCAAGUCAAGGAGGCAUGCUUCAACUAGAAUGGUUUUAAAAGAGGCAGAAGUACAGACUCAGCCCAUUCCACUGGCUUUAACAUGGCCCGCAGGUAUGGCUACUUUGAGUCCUGCAGUGGGCAUUACUUACAUGGAUCCCACCCCAAUGGUUGCUCAUACUCUCAGUGCAGAAAUGGUGGAAGCUCUCAGCACCUUCAACCCAGCUGUAUUAGCACUCAAUGAAAUGCUAAAACAGCAACUUGCCAUGACAAGGUGUUUCAUCGAAAGAGGCCGACAUCGUCACUUCAGCCUGGUGCAGGGCCUGGGACCACCAAACUACAGAUACACCAUGCUGGAGGACACCAAAGAGUACAUUCGCAAGCACAGACCUCCCAAACUGACAAUGGAGGAAGCUUUGGAAGAGGUGGUGCAGGAGAUGAGAGACUCCCAUAUCUGACCACUACUACUGAAUGUCCAGGAUUACUGAACAAACAUUUGCCAUGUCAUUGUUAAAAUAAGUUGUAUAUAUAAUUAAAAUAUAUUUUACUACAAUUGGAAGAAUUACGGUAGUUUAUCAAAAAACAAA